AUGUACGAUGAGGUGCUGCGGUGCAUGCAAGCGGUGGCGCUGAUGCUCCCAUGCAUAGGCUGUUUUUUAGAUGCACCAUUUGGAAAGUUUGGACUUCCGAGUGCGUGGAAUGUAAAUGGAAAUGUGGGAUGGAUGUUGAUGGAAAGUGUUGCGCCCUUAGCUGUCUGUGUUAGUUUCUAUGGACAGGUACAAGCUGUAAUACACGCAUGGGCUCGUAUCAUGUUGUGGCUCUUUGUGGCACACUAUGUGAAUCGUGCAUGGAUCCAGCCAUGGAUGAAUCCGCCACGCACGCCCCUUCACAUCUCAGUGAUUUUGAGCGCGAUGGCCUUCAAUGCCGCGAACGGGUACCUGAUAGGCACAUGGCUCGCACGCGGCGGUCCCAUCCAGCACGUAAGCGCGUGGAUAUAUGUUGGUCUGAUGGCUUUCGCACUGGGCUUUGUAGGCAAUGUGUACCAUGAUACACUUUUACGCCGGCUUCGUACGUCGCCCCCACGGACCAAAGAAGAGUUGCUUCGCACGCCGUCUAGGGUUGAAUGGAUCGGCUUUGCAUCUAUGUGUAUAUUGGCUGUACCACAUGAGCGUGCACCGAUCUUGUCGCAUCCGCCGGCUCUCUUUGUGGCGCUCGAAUUGGGCGCUAUGAUGCCGCGUGCCAUUCGUGGCCACGCAUGGUACAAGCGCCGGUUUCGAACGUAUCCAAAAGAUCGUCUUGCUGUAAUUCCUUUUAUAGUGUGA
Messenger RNA from Malassezia globosa CBS 7966, 732 nucleotides. RefSeq lists its product as uncharacterized. Lineage: Eukaryota; Fungi; Basidiomycota; Malasseziomycetes; Malasseziales; Malasseziaceae. The record is from RefSeq and is a predicted model, not a curated record. Gene Ontology annotation, molecular function: oxidoreductase activity, acting on the CH-CH group of donors. Bases 1 to 732 code for a protein of 243 amino acids. The transcript has 2 exons. Gene Ontology annotation, biological process: lipid metabolic process.